GGUGUCGGCGGAGCGGUUAGUUACUCCACAAACACACCACCAAACUUCUGCUCUCUGCUCUGAACUGGGUUAAAUGUCGCGUCGCGAAUGUGCAAAGUCACCCUUCCUAAGUAUCUCUACGAUUGUAUAACUAGAAAGACUUAUAGUCACGUUUCGACUGCGGUUGUGACUUAAAAAUGGGGGAAAAGACGGAAAACGAGCAAGAGGCUGUCAAAUACUACCGACUGUCAGAGAUCGAGGAGCAGAAUACCUUCAAAUCAACAUGGAUUAUCAUCAACAAUAAUGUGUACGAUGUCACCAAGUUUCUGGAGGAGCACCCCGGGGGUGAGGAGGUUCUGAGGGAGCAGGCGGGCGGGGACGCCACCGAGAGCUUCGAGGACGUUGGCCACUCGACCGACGCCAGGGAAAUGGCGGCCGACAUGAAGAUUGGAGAGCUGCACCCGGAGGACAGAGAAAAGAUCGUUAAACCACAGGACCCAUAUCUGAACGUAGCCACCGUGCAAACGAGUUCCUGGACUAGCUGGUUGAUCCCCCUCCUGGCGGCACUGGCUGCCACCCUGCUGUACCGCAUGUGUACCGCAGAGAAGCAGUGACCUCACGUACGCCCCAAUCACCAACUGAAUGGGUACAUUCCACAGUCCGUCCGUCCCCGUCCCCCUGAACCAAGAUGGCCGCUAUCUGGAGAUUGGACCAUGUGCUUUAUUGAACACAGCGCCGCCAUGCAAGAGAAGUAAUGAUAUUCAUUGCCGGCUAUGUGAUUUGAUCAGGACAUUUUUAGAGCGUAGAAAUAGAGUUUCUAGAGGUUGGAUGAAGUUGUUUUCAUGGGAUUUGCGGCGGGAAGAUGCAAUGCACAAGAUGAGGAAGAUGUUCCUAUUCUAGGGUAACUCUAUAUUUGAAUGUGCUAUCUAUCUUUAACAUAACUAUAUUAUGCUAUUUGGCUAAUUUAGCAGAACUGUUAGUAGAAUUUCCAAGCUUAAUCAUGUAGAAACCACUGUAUUAUCACGUUGUAAACUUUCACCCAUUUAUUAUCAUUCCAUGACUUAAAUAUGAAUGUCCUUUUUUAAUUCAAGAUUCUCAAGCAAUGCAAUGCAUCUAUAAUUUUCUACCAAUAUGUAUGUGUUUUUUGACACUAUAAAAAAUGCAAUCUUCAACAAAGCAAGUUUACGUGUGAUU
This is a messenger RNA of Gadus chalcogrammus (walleye pollock), 1173 nucleotides long. RefSeq names its product cytochrome b5 (gene cyb5a). Gene Ontology annotation, molecular function: heme binding. Gene Ontology annotation, cellular component: intracellular membrane-bounded organelle; membrane. The record is from RefSeq and is a predicted model, not a curated record. The transcript has 5 exons. The coding region runs from base 177 to 593 and encodes 138 amino acids. NCBI's taxonomy places the organism in Eukaryota, Metazoa, Chordata, Actinopteri, Gadiformes, Gadidae.